UUGAUUUGUUAUCUACUAAAUAGAAGAGAAGCUAUGUAAGGAAAAUUAAAAUUUUCAACAUCUUAGAAAUGCGUUGCUGUGUGCCCUUCUGCAAAACCACUGCGGAGGUCGUCUCCGAAUCCGAGGAGAUUACAUUUCACGAGUUCCCCAGCGAAGUGCAUCUCCGAGCUGCUUGGCUCAGAGCCCUCGGCAAACAAGACACUCUCCUGCCAGAGCGUGCUGUGGUCUGCUCGCAGCAUUUUCUAAACGAUGACAUUUAUGAAACAGAAAGUGGCUCAAGGCGGAUUCGUACUGGUGCUGUCCCCUCACCAGUGCUGGUCUGCAUGAUAUGCCUGGACACUCGCAGCAAGCUGUUUCUGAUGAGUAAAUACAAGCUGGAAGAAGCAUAUGAACAUUUAGUGGGACAUCCUUUGUGUGGUCAAGGAAAGCUCAAACCAACGCUUUGUGUGCAAUGUGCCCAGAGACUGGUGAACUUUAGCACAUUCAGAGACAAGAGCUUGAGAGCGCGCUCCCUGAUGAUGGAGCUACUUGACAGACAUGAAGUGAUAACAAUACGACAUGUCAAAUUGAUAAGCCGUGUAAAGUACCAACUACAGUCUGACAUUGUCUCGGCAGUGUCAGAGCCUGACUACUGCGAUGUGUACAUAGCACACUCCGACGCGGACGGACGGACAGAACUAGACGCGACUGCGACUGCCGCAACUGAUGAAGCAGUUGCAGUGAAACGGGAAGUUGAAGACCGUGAAGAUGAUGAAGACGAGCCAGUUGUGGCCGAAACACAGGCUCCCACCGCGCACAUUAUUUGCAAGCGAGAGUCGUCGGCAGACUGCGAUCAAGCUUUGGUCGCUCCUUCGGUUCUCGCGACCAAUCACGGAAACGAAGAACAUCCAACUGAUACAGACGACGAGUUGGGUAUAAUAUUGUCUUUCGAAAAUAAUACAAACACUUUUGAAUAUUCAACGAAACCUCAGGACUCCGAACUAAAACCAAAGGAAUCCUUUACAAAAAUAAGUAAUAAUAUCAAUAUUCGAACGACGAGGCGAAACAAACACAAUUCCCAGGAUAUAUCCGGUACACAGUUAGGAAACUAUACUGACCAGGUACAGUAUAUCUGUGACGUUUGCCAUAAGAUAUUUCAACGGAAAAGUUCCUUAGUUAUCCACAUUAGGGCGCACACUUACGCUAACACUUUCUCAUGUAAGUUAAGAAAGCGCAAAUUCAGUCAAAAUAGUACGUCAUCGAGCCCCAGGAGGACUCACACUGGCGAAAAGCUUUUUGUUUGUAAGUUGUGCGUUUAUAAAUGUACAAAAAUGGUAGUUUAGUGAAACACAUGAGGACUCACACUGGCGAAAAGCCUUUUGU
Maniola jurtina (meadow brown) is the source of this 1362-nucleotide messenger RNA. RefSeq names its product zinc finger protein 236-like. Bases 69 to 1322 code for a protein of 417 amino acids. The record is from RefSeq and is a predicted model, not a curated record. NCBI's taxonomy places the organism in Eukaryota, Metazoa, Arthropoda, Insecta, Lepidoptera, Nymphalidae. The transcript is spliced from 8 exons. Gene Ontology annotation, molecular function: DNA-binding transcription factor activity; RNA polymerase II cis-regulatory region sequence-specific DNA binding. Gene Ontology annotation, biological process: regulation of transcription by RNA polymerase II.